Tachysurus fulvidraco (yellow catfish) is the source of this 6397-nucleotide messenger RNA. RefSeq names its product peroxisome proliferator-activated receptor gamma, coactivator 1 alpha (gene ppargc1a). The coding region runs from base 218 to 3691 and encodes 1157 amino acids. The transcript has 13 exons. The record is from RefSeq and is a predicted model, not a curated record. Gene Ontology annotation, cellular component: nucleus. Lineage: Eukaryota; Metazoa; Chordata; Actinopteri; Siluriformes; Bagridae. Gene Ontology annotation, biological process: positive regulation of transcription by RNA polymerase II. Gene Ontology annotation, molecular function: RNA binding; transcription factor binding.
CUCCUCCCUGCCUACUUUUAAUAGCUGCGUCAUGUGACGGAGAGCAGUUGUAAGGCAGGUGCCCCUCGGUUCAUUCUCAGUGAGGGGGCACUUCCCUGCACGACAGCACCAUCGGGAACUCUUGGAUUUUUUUACGUUUCCUAUUGAUUUUUAUUAUUAUCUUAAUUCUUUUUAUUAUUAUUAGAUUUUUUUUCUCGUACCGUCAUUCAGUGGCUGGAUGGCGUGGGACAGGUGCAACCAGGAGUCGGUGUGGACGGAACUAGAGUGUGCUGCUUUGGUUGGGGAAGACCAGCCCCUCUGCCCUGACCUACCUGAACUGGACCUUUCUGAGCUGGACGUCAGUGAUCUGGAUGCAGAUAGUUUUCUGGGUGGACUCAAGUGGUACAGCGACCAAUCAGAAAUCAUUUCCAGCCAAUAUGGCAACGAGUCAUCCAAUCUGUUUGAGAAGAUAGAUGAAGAAAAUGAGGCCAACUUGCUGGCAGUGCUCACAGAAACCCUGGACAGUAUCCCUGUGGACGAGGACGGAUUGCCUUCUUUUGAAGCCCUGGCAGAUGGGGACGUGACCAACGCCAGCGAUCAGAGCUGUCCCUCCACCCCCGAUGGCUCACCACGCACCCCAGAGCCAGAGGAGCCCUCCUUGCUAAAGAAACUCCUUUUGGCUCCACCUAACUCUCAGCUCAGCUAUAAUCAAUACCCAGGCAGUAAGGCACAGAACCAUGCAGCCAGCAACCACAGGAUACGACCAACACCUGCUGUUACCAAGACAGACAACCCCUGGAACAGCAAACAAAGAGGGGUCUGCCCCCAGCCAAAUCGGCUGGUGAGACGCCCGUGCACUGAAUUGCUCAAGUACCUCACUGCCAGCGAUGAUGCCUUCCAGACGAGAGCCAAUGAUGCGAAGAGCACCUGGUCAGGCUGCGACAAGGACAGGGGUGGGCCUGGUACCUCCUCCUGUUCGUCGUCUUCCUCUCCAUCUUCUUCAUCCACCUCCUCCUUCUCCUCCUUGUCCUCCUGUUCCUCCUCUACUGCCUCAAAGAAGAAGCCCUCCUCUGCCUCCCUGUCAACGCAGCAGCAGCAGCAGCUGGCAGUGCAGGCCCAGAGAGGUGAGAGCCAGGCAGCAGGGGCAUAUAGUGUGGCUGGUGAGGGGGCAGGGCAGUGGCGGCCUUGUACACAUGGGGAGCAGUCCACCCCUGUUGUGCCAUCCUGUCGAAGUGGCUGUAGCCACGCCUGCUCCAGUGAAGAGGGGAGGCCACCGCAGGGUGCUGACACAGGCAGCCUGGCUGCCGCCCGCUUCAUUAGGUACAUGCACUCUUACUCUCUCCCGCCUAGAGAGACGGGUCGCGCAGGCAGCUGUGGCUGUUGUCUUGAGGCGGGCGGCUGGGCUGGGGCCAGCCGUGCUGACAGGCACAUCACUAUAACUAUUAGGAAGAGGAGGCAAGAGCAGGAGCAUCCCAUGCUCUGCCAGCUGCUGACCUCCAGACCCAGGCCAGCCCGUUAUCGGGCCCACCUACAAAUGCCCAGUGUGUCCCAGACAGACAAGCAAGAUCCGCUCAAAACACCUCCUAGAGACAAAGGGUGGGAUGGGCACAUAGUGAAAGAUAGUCAGGGACAUCAGAUAGUAAAGCCAGUUCCACACCUCCAGGAACCUAGACAAGCUAACUCAUCAGAUCUUGAACUUUCAACCUUGGUUGACAUGGAUUUAGAAUGUUUGUUAAUGCAAUUUGAGCAGGAUAUAGGACGAUCUAAAAUUAAAAUGGGGCAAAAUGGGGUGGAUGUUCAUGAUGAUUUCUUAGGCAGCCCCCUGUCAUUCCCAGGGGGCUUGCCAAGUCCACUCUUCCAAGACUCCUUAGUUCCAGAGCACACUCCCUCCACCAUACAAGAGCAGAACCCACACAGACAGGCAGACUGCAAGCACCCCGAUGACCAGGUUCCACCACCGUUAGCCAAACCAACCACCUUGCCACUUCCUUUGACCCCAGAGUCUCCAAAUGACCACAAGGGAUCUCCAUUUGAGAACAAGACCAUUGAACGCACAUUGAGUGUGGAGAUCUCUGGAACCCCAGGUCUGACACCUCCUACCACACCUCCUCAUAAAGCCAGUCAAGAGAACCUUUUCAAAGUAUCACUCAAAACCAAGCUGUCUUCAGCGUCUUCAGCCCUGAUGAACAAGAAGGCCAAGCUGAGCAAUGGAAGCCCUAGCUCUCUUCCAUACAGUAGCUCCAGCAGGAUGGCCCAUGAGAAGUCUGAGCUUUAUGCCCAGCUGAGCAAGGCAUCCUCUGCCCUGCCUCUGGGAAACUUAGAAGAGUGCCGGGGCAAGCGGCCUACGCCCCGUGUGUUUGGUGAUCAUGAUUAUUGCCAGGCCUCAAGCACAAAACGAGACAAUGGCACAUCGGCUGCCACAAUCACUGGGCCUGUAGAGGGCCGGCAUGUGGAACCUAAAGACUCAACCAUGCCAGCCUUCUCUAAUCUCACAUCCUCUUUGUCUUCCACCAGUCCCUUAUCUUCCUCUCUGGCAAGGCAGCUGCAGGGUCUUUCCCCCAUGGUUCAGGAGGCUUGUCCAGACAAGGAAGCUCAGGGGCAGGACAACGGUCCUGCACUGGGUGCCAAAACUUCUAAAGAGUGCAUCUCUGCUGGCAGGAAGCUGCUGCGAGACCAGGAGAUACGGGAAGAGCUCAAUAAGCACUUUGGUAACCCCCAGCAAGCCUUUUUUAGUGAGACUGAGCAGAGUGAGUUCCAGCCACUAGAUGAAAGUGACUCUGGGGAUGAGAACUAUUACCCUUUUGAGGCCUACAUGGACACGGGCCUGACUGACUUUGAGGACCUAGAAGUGGGCCGUGAGCGUCUUCUUUGCUCUUGGGAAGGGACUCCACUGGAGAUGCUCUUUGAAGGUUCACCACCCUGUUCCCCAUCCAGCAGCUUGCCUUCCCAAAGCUCGGUCUCACCACCCUCAACUCUGCUUUCACCACUGCACUUCUACAACAUGCAGUCUGGGUCACGCUCUAGAUCCCGCUCCAGGUCUUCCUCCCGCCACAGAUACAGAUCCCUCUCCAGGUCUCCUUACUCCUGUUCCCAAUCCCCAGAUAACUGCUCCCCCUCUUGGUCUCAUCGUACUGUUGAUAAGAGCACUUUCAAAUCCAGGACUAUUAGAACUCCUCAGUCUGACUCUCACUCUGGUCUCGCUCAGAGGCCCAGGUAUGACAGCUAUGAAGAAUACCAGCAUGAACAGCUGCAGAGGGAGGAGUACCAGCGGGACUAUGAAAAACGCGAGGUAGAGAGGGCAGAACAGAGGGAGAAACAACAAAAAAGAGCAAUAGAGGAGAGGCGGGUUUUGUACGUUGGACGUCUCCGGGCUGACAGCACACGCUCCGAACUCAAGCGGCGCUUUGAAGUUUUUGGCGAGAUCGAGGAGUGUGCCAUCAACUUGAGACAUAAUGGGGACAAUUUUGGCUUUAUCACCUACCGCUACACUUGUGAUGCCUUCGCUGCCCUUGAGAAUGGACACACCUUGCGCAGGCCGAACGAGCCUCAGUUCAAGCUCUGCUUCGGUGGACAAAAGCAGUUCUGCAAAUCCAAUUACACAGACCUGGACUCUCAUUCUGAAGACUUUGAUCCGACUUCAACUAAAAGCAAAUAUGACUCGAUGGAUUUUGACAGCUUGUUGCACGAGGCCCAGUGUAGCCUGAGAAGGUAACGAGCUCCACCACACCUGCUGGCUGCAAAGCGAGGGAUUUGUGAUACCUCACUGCUGUUUCGCUCCUCUCAAUACGAGACUAUAGAGGGGAAAAUAUAUAUAAAGAUAUAUAUAUAUAUAUACAUGUGUAUAUAUAGAAAGAACAUAUAUGUGUAUCUAAAAGCAAAGUUUACAUGAACAUUGCUGCUGCAAAGACAUUACCUUUGGGGAUUAGCCAAUAAACCUUUAGAGGAGUGCACAAAGAUGUGCCUGUGCUGUGCUGCUGUAUGAGACAGUGAUCUCCAUUGGAUUGUUUUCUUCAUGCACUGCUCCAAUCUCAGCGCUUUGAGGGGUGAAAACAUGCAGCCUGUUCAGUCAGUUUUUAUUUUUAUUGAUUUGUACUUUUUCUGCCUUUUUUUUUUCUUUUUUUUAUUGAAUCUAAUAUUUUGAUGUGGUGUUACAAUGUUGUUGAGUAUGGGAUUAGUAGCGUCUUCAAGGUAAUAUUGUCUACAUUUGGGGGGGGAGAAAUGAUAUAAACAAAUAUUUACAGAUAUUAAAUGGAAUAUUUUUUAUUUUGUGUACAUAUCAAGGCAAAGUUCUUUAUUUGUUACAGCUAUGCACUGUAAAACGCAGCCUUUAUAAGACGGAGUUUUUCCUAAUCGAGAAUGUCAAUCUGUAGUCAUUACAGUGACACAUAACCAACAUGGCGGUUAUGUGGAGUGAUUGUAAAAAAAAAAAAGAAGAAAAUGAAUAAGAAAUUGUCUGUGGAGAUUAGGUGCUCUUCAGGGGGAGCAUGUGAACAGAUUUUUAGACUUUUGUUUUAAAAAUGUCAUUAAUCAUGUAUAGUUUCAUCUUUACGCUUUCUCAGUGUUUUCCUUACACAACCUAUGUAUGGUACAUUUGAAUAUUUUUAUGUCCAUUACUGUGUACAAGCAUAAGAUUUUUUUUUUCUCUGAAGGAAACACUAACUUUUUAAUUGAUUACUUUGUGCACACUAAUAAUUUUUAUGAUUGCUUUUAUAAUAAUUCAAUAUUACUAAUAUAUGAUUGCUCUUCUACAAAGAUAAAUUCAUGUACUCAUGUUCAUGAGGAAGAAGUGUAUUUAUUUCAGUAUUUUGAUCAAAAUAUUUAUGGUUGACAUCUACUAUGAUGCGCCUUACAAAUUUUACUAUUUAUAUUGUUGUUUGACUUAUUUAACAUUCAUAUAUCGAAAGACGCAGAGGUUCUACAGAAAUAUUGAUUUCUCAGCCUUUUAGAAAGAUUUAUGGUCACCAGAAGGUACAUGAUUUUGUUUUCCACCAUCCACGGCCAUUUUUAAUGUUUUUUUUUUUUUUAAAAAAACAUUUUCUUUUUCUAAAGCACAUAAAGCAAUAAAACUAAUUUAGCAGGUAUGUCAUCACACCACAAUAAAUCUGUCUCAUUGCUCCUCAUACACUUGGUUAUGUGAAUGCCAAAAUAAAGUUUACAGUUUUCUUUCCAGAAUUUUUAACAAACCUUUACUUGAUAAAAAAAAAAAAAAAAAAUCUAUGACAUUAAUCUUCACGUUAUUCACUGUAAUAAUUAUAAAGAGAUGAAUAGUAAUAAUGAAAGACAAAAUGUGUAUAAAAAAGUUUAAAAAAAAAAAGCAAUAAAUUAUUUUUCACAGUUGUCUUUUAGCUGAAGCUGUAUAGUUUGACCUGACCUGGUACCCAAACUCAUUCCAUUAUCACACUACACCUGAGCAUCAUAUGCAGUGUACAGGGGAAACUAAAAGAUAGAAAAAGAAAAAAAAAUAUCUAAAGUGAGAAAUAUAUUGCAUUACUCCUGACAGACGGGCAACUCAGUACCACGUGUCUGCUUCUGGCUGAAUGUGUGUUGGAGAUUACGGCUGCUCUUUGAACAUUACAGCGAAUGAGAAAAGGCUUAUUAUACCAGUCUUUUUAAGAACUCAGAAUAACAUGAGAGACAUGAUUAAAAGCGUGGGCCUGUCUGAAUAUCGCACUACCUUCCUAGUGACACUUAGGGUUAGCUUGCGGUUUCUAGUUCAAUUAAUAUCUAGCUUCUUUUCAAAAGAGCCCAACUAUCUUUGUAUUAAUAUCAACAGGUCACGUUACACCUUUUCUGAAAUAUGACUGCGUAGAUGAGUCUACAAAAAGAGGCAAUAUCACAAGGGAUGAAAUUAAAUAUUGAAAAAAAAAAAAGAAGAAGAAAAUCUUUCCUUGUCCUGUCUAGUAUGUUCUUUCUGUACAGAGCUUGGGUAAUGGUGUCAUGUCUCAUUUGAUAUGUGGCUUUAAUCAUUGUGAUAUUUGAAAAAAAAAAAAAAAAAAGCUUUGUAAAUGGCAAAAGUAGCAAUAUAUUGCAAUCCCCAGUGGGUUUUUUUUGACUGUGUGGCUUUUUACCAAUGUGAACUACUGAGGGAUUUCCCACUGCUGUACAAAACUGUUUCUUGAUGAUCAUGUUGAUUUUGGAAGGAUAAGAUGUGUUUGUGUGUGUAUACGAAUGCAAGUGUAUGUGUGGGGUUAUAUCGGAUUGUAUUCUCGGGGUGGGGUUGAGGUCGGGCAGGGGUAGAGGAGAAGGGUGUUGAUUGUUACCUUUCUUUUUUGUCCCCUAUCCAUGUUGCCUUCUGCUGAGUCCUUACCAAUGCCUUUGUGGUUUUACCUAAUGUACAAUUUUCUUGUGAACUUUAUUUUUUAUGUGCAAUUCUCAUCAGUCUCACCAUGCCAAUAAAGGGAAAUGUGUUUUAAAGAAA